AUGACCAGCAUCUGUGAUACUGCUUACUAUCCAAGUACAAAGCAAGGUCUCCGUUCUGACAAGAUUCAGGAUUUUAGGGAAUUAAUUGGAGACAGAGACCCUGCAGAAGUAAGAUACUGUGCUAUUGUUCAGAACAGAUAUACCACUUGGACUGCUGAGCUUUUUUUUUGCUUUUUUUUUUUUUCCUCCAAAAGCUUAACCUCUAAAAGAGAGAAUGUUACACCUGAUUAUCCACUAACCCUUUUGGAAGGUCUGACAACUAUUGGUCACUUUUGCCUCCUGGAUCACCCUAAUCAAACUAAAAAGUCAUCCUGUCUAGCUGAACCUGCAAACUUGAGAAAUGCUAGGAAUGCCAUUUUGGAAGAGUUGCCUCGUAUUAUUAAUACUAUGUCCCUUCUUUGGAAUGUUAUAAAGAGGGAAGACUCUCAAAAACGACCAACCGACUUCUUUGGAACUACUAAAGGCUCUUCCUCAGUCUACUUUAAAGCAACCAAAACAUUAAGAACUAAAAUACUGGACUUCCUGAAUCCAUUGACAGCACAACUUGGAAUCCAAUUGAUGACAGCAGUUGCAGCAGUGUGGAAUAGCAAGAAACCUCAUAGGAAUCAAAGUAAAAUAAAGAUACUUCCAGUGGCUAGUGCAUCCCAGCUCAUUCUUGUGGACUUAAUAUGUGCACUUAACACACUGAAAACUGAUACUAUAUUACAUCUAGUCAAAGAAGUGGUCAAGAAGCCAUCACAAAUCAAGGGUGAAGAGAAAUCCUCUCUUGUAGAUAUUCCGAUGUUGCAGUUCAGUUAUGCUUUCAUUCAAAGAUUGCCUGUUGCAGCCUUACAGGAGAACUUCCAGUCCUUGUUAGGACUUCUGAAGGAGUCUGUGCAGUUGAACUUGGCUCCUCCUGGACACUUUCUGCUUCUCAGUACCCUGAAUGACUUUGUGACCAGGACACCUACUCUAGAAAACAAAAAAGACCAAAAAGACUUGCAGGAAGUGACCCAAAAAAUCUUGGAGGCUGUAGGGAACGUUGCUGGUUCUUCUUUGGAACAGACUAGUUGGCUGAGCCGGAACUUAGAAGUGAAAGCUCAGCCUCAGAUUUUGCCAGAUGAGUUCAACACUGAAGAUGUGAAUGAUACUUCAGUGGCACCAUCAUCAAUGGUUUCUGCUUCUGCCCCUUCAAUAUACAGUGUCCAAGCUCUUUCACUCCUUGCAGAAGUUCUUGCUUCUCUUUUGGACAUGGUUUACCGAAGUGAUGAGAAAGAAAAAGCUGUGCCAUUGAUUUCCCGUUUGCUAUAUUAUGUAUUUCCUUAUCUACGCAACCACAGUACCUACAACGUUCCUAGUUUCCGUGCUGGUUCUCAGUUGCUCAGCUCAUUGAGUGGAUACGCCUAUACCAAGCGAGCAUGGAAAAAAGAAGUUCUUGAGUUAUAUAUGGAUCCAGCUUUUUUCCAGAUGGACACUUCAUGCACUCAUUGGAGAUCCAUUAUUGAUCACCUUCUAACACAUGAGAAAACUAUGUUUAAAGACCUGAUGAAUAUGCAGAGCAGCGCCUUAAAGCUCUACCCAAGUGUUGAACAAAAAGCAAUGUUGUUAAAGCGGCAAGCUUUCGCUGUCUUCAGUGGAGAAAUUGAUCAGUAUCAUCUCUAUCUUCCCUUAAUACAAGAACGACUGACUGAGAACCUUCGUGUUGGGCAGACUUCUUUAGUUGCUGCACAGAUGUUCCUCCUCUUCAGAGUUCUAUUGUUAAGGAUUUCUCCUCAGCAUCUAACCUCCUUGUGGCCAAUUAUGGUAACUGAAUUGAUUCAGACGUUUCUACAACUGGAAGAAGAAUUAACUGAGGAAGAUGAACUAUCAAAAAGCAACAGCAAGUUAAGCAAACAGAAAGUCUCAGGUGAUGGCAGUGGAUCCGACAUCCAGCAGAAUGAGCUGUCUUUGUACUUAUCCGCUUGCAAGUUUUUAGACACAGCGCUUUCAUUUCCACCUGAUAGGAUGCAGUUGUUCCAAAUGUAUAAAUGGGCAUUUGUCCCAGAGGUGGACACAGAGUCAUCUAUUGUGACUUCUCAUCUGGUAGAAAAUCAUCAGGAAUGUAGACCACACAUAAUACGAAUCAUGGAUCUACUAAAGAUGAAAUACAGGGAAAGAAACAACGCUGAUGAGGGAAUUUCCAAAAGGCACAAAUUUCCUCUUUUGAACUUCCACACUAUAUCUAGCAUUACCCAGCUUAUGCCCUUCUUCAAGACACUGUGUUGUGCAUUUACAACAAAAGGGAGUGAGGCCCAGAAUUCACAUACUUCUGCAUCUCUCUCUGUGGACUACGUUGGCAGCAAUGUCAUAAAGAUCUUGCAACAGCUUGAAGAAAGUGUUGAAUGUGACUUCCUUGAAAACAUGGAAAGUUAGGCUGCAUAUCAGACACUUAUGUGGUUAAGCAGUCAAAAAAAAAAAAAAGAGAAAACAUUACUGUGAUUCCUCUUUUUUUCCCAUUUUGAAACUACAUUUUAGGUUUUCUUUCAGCUCUCAUGGGAAGUACACGAUUGUUUGUGUUGUGAAUGCAGGAAGGAGGAUGUACAGCUUGGUGGUAAUUUACCAUUGUUACUGCAUUCUUUUACUUCUUUUCCUUGUGAAGGAUUAAACAGAUUUGUAAAUAAUGAUAGAAGAUUUUUAACUUGGUGAAAGUAGCAACUUGUACCAUUUAUCCAGUAAUUUCUCAAGUAAGUAUUUUACACUACUUUUGGAACUGUGAUCUGAAAGUAAAUUUGAGAAGAAGCUUAUAUUGCAUGUCAGUGUACAAUCAGUUUGCAGAAAAGCCAUGUCUUGAAGUUAAAACCCCCUUCUAUUUCUUCUUCCUUUAACUGAUCCUAAAACUUAGCAACUUGUAAACAGAUAAUUUAAAUUUCAAACAGAUCUAUUUUAUAAGCCUUAUUACUCAAAGAACUGCAGACUUACCAUGUUUGUAAUUUCAGCUUUGUAUUAUAAGACCGUUCUUCAGGAUUAGUGAUUCCUAAAUAAAAGACAUGUACAUGCGCAAAUAAACAACCUAUGCAGUAACAUUUUAUAAUUUGCACUGCCUUGAGGGCUUUUGAUUUUAAUUAGCUGACUAAUUAAAGAAUACUCUAAUUCUUAAAUGGAAGAACUUUCUUCUUUCAGUGGCUAAGAUCACCUUGCAACUUACAAAAUGCAGUUAAAUGAAGAUAAUCCUGUAAAAAUAUAAAUUACUGUAAAUCCCCAGCCUAGUUCAAAGGAAAAUUCAUUUUUUAAGAAACACUUUUUAUACAAAUAAAUAUAUUUGGCUGUUCCUAGGUAUUAUAGGAGUGAGGGAUGUCGUUCACGGUGCCAUGACAACGGUAAUGUUCAAGGUGCAGCUUCUUUUGGAUCUGCACCACUUCCACCAUUCAGGACCUGGACGAGACAGUGAUUAGUUGUACUACCAUACAGUGAAGCUGCUUGUCUGAAGGGCACUUCUGACAGUGGAUAAAUACCACCAUAGCCACACAUACAUCAAAAAGCUCAGAUGAAUGCUUUUUCCAUGAGGAGGUAGACUCCACUGAGAUUUUGGAUUUACUGGGUUUUCUGACUGGAUUUGCAAUGCUGAUUUGUUUGGAAGGGAAGUUUAUCACAGUUUUCAUGAUGAAAAGCUUUGUCUGCUUCUUUAUUUAAACAACGUUGCCUCCACAGAAAUGGAUUUAUAAGAUAAAGCUGCAGACUGGUACUUGUGUUAUUUGAAACAUCUCAACCGAGGCAAAUGUGCUUGGUAUUGGACUUCAUCAUUAUUGGUGGUUUUUUCCUAAUUAAAAAAAAAAAAUAAAGGACAUGCCAAAUAAAUGGUUAAUGUUGUUAGGUUGUGAGAUCAGGGAUUCUUAUUUUUUAUUUUUUUUCAAAACUUUCACAAGAAAUAUAGGUUACUUGGCAGUGUUUUUUACCUACAGAUGUAUGAAUCCAUCUUUGGAUUAUAAACUGAAAUAAUGAAAGACUAAGCAACAUGCUUUACAAUUGUAAUACUGUAAUGCUGUAUGAAGGUAAUAAGAUAGACUUGUGCUAAAUUUAAAGUUUCUGUGAAUUUUGACUGUUAAGGAAAGCGAUAGAAUGAGGUGUGAUACUGUGUAGUACUAGGGAUGUGAAUUAUUUGUAUUAAUAUAAUCUAUUAACAAUCUAAUGCUGUUGAAAUAAGCACAAAUGAAAAAAAGUAUUCCUUUUUAAGCAUCACUUGAAAAUUGGAACAGGAUAUUUUUAAAUAAUUUGUUAAUUGCUUACAUAAGCUCAAGGAUUUUCUUUUUAAUAAUAUUGCUAAUACUCAGGAUGACUUGGUAGUUUGACUUUUAGCUUUCUGGUGAGUGGUUGCAUUCCAUGCUUAGGGACUUCUUUUACAUUCAUGAGAUGCUACUGAAUUGCUGUUAACAAUCUAGGACAACUUUUUGCUACUAAACCUUUUGCUUUACAUUCUCCUCUAAGCUCUAAACCCGUGUCUUCACUUAGUUUACUUGCUAACAAAAGGCGAUAAAGCACUAACUUAGAUGGAGGGUUUUAUCAUCCUUCCCUUUGGAAGGGAAUGUCCCAUUCUAUCUGUCAGGGCUUCAGAUGUGCAUGAGAUCAAACAUCACCAUCCCACCACCCAGGAUGUGGUGGUAAGCAUUAAAAAUUAAAUCUGUAACUGAGCUGCUUGGAACUCCAAGAUGAUGUUACCUUCUGCAAAAAUAGCACUUGCUUCUCUCUUGCCUUCUGUGUGUACUUUUGCCUUUGCUCUGUGAUUCUGCAGAUUGCUGCUUUAAGUGGCCUGCACAUCUUUUACCAUUAUAAAAAGGGUUCUGAACAAAAAACAAUGGGCUCAAUUGAAUUCGUCUUACUCGGAUAGCAGAGACUUGCCACUGAAUACGCUUAAAGGUAUCGAUAACAGCGUAACUUCAUUCCUUUUCUACACAAGACUAACGUUAGCCCUUUUAAUUCUUACAGUACUGCAUUUAAAUCCAUGUGAAGGAAGAGGGUUGUACUAUGAAAGCAGUAUAACCUCACUGUAGAUACAUCUGAUAAACUUUCGCUUCAAACUCACUAGCAAGAGCUGGAGAGAAAAUGCCUUUGCUGUGUGACGUAGUUUUUGCUUGUUUUCAAGCUUAGUUUUCUUUUUCAUACUUCAGCUUUGAGACAGCAGAGCAACAGUGCAUGAUACAUAGAGGGAAAAGUAUUUAAAUAUUCACAGAGGUUUCCUUUUCCUGAAGGGAAGAAAAAUACAGUUGGUGCAACUAUGAUAACUGCCAAAGAACAGCAGAACUUUAAAUAUGGAGCAUUAAAUAAUGGCUAAUUGUAUUCAAUGCUACAUUUGAAUGUAAUUCUAAUAAUAAUAUUAAAUGUUAUUUUUGAAAUA
Molecule: messenger RNA, 5347 nt
Organism: Meleagris gallopavo (turkey)
Lineage: Eukaryota; Metazoa; Chordata; Aves; Galliformes; Phasianidae
Source: RefSeq, a predicted model, not a curated record